AUGGCGGUGGAUGAUCGCCGGCUUUCUGCCUGCGAUUGUUUGAAAAUCGGGAGCAAAGAUUCAUCAGAACAUAGUAAGGAAUCAUUGGAGAUGAUCAAUAAUCGGCUUCUGCAGAAUUCGAUCAAAGAAGCAGAUGGACAAUUUCAAGUAGUUAUUUCUAAUUCAGGUAAUUCUGAUCUUAAUUCUCUUAAAAAUGAUUCGACUAAUUUGAAUUCCAACCUAGAUUCUCAUAUUCCGUCUUUGAAAUGGAAUGGAGCUUUGGUGAUAAAAGACGUAGCAGAACAUUCCCUUAAUGUUUUCAAGCCUGUUGAAGGCAAAGGAAAAGCUGUUACCGAAAUGGAUCCUCAUAUUCCGCCUUUGAAACGGAAUGGAGCUUUGGUGAUUAAGGAGAUUUUAGAUCAAUCCCCUAAUGUUGUCAAGCAUGUUGAAGGCAAAGGAAAAGCUGUGGCUGAAACGUUGAAUCCUUCUUCGUCGGGUAUAAAAUUAUUUGUUAACCGGUUUGGAAACUCGAAUGCAAUCCCUGGACUCUGUCGCAGUGCGAUAAAUGAAAGUUCCCUAAAUCUGGUUAACAAGAACUUUCAUUCUGAACUGGAUUCAUCUAUGGUAACGGAUGAUACUUUGUUGAUUAGCGAAAUGCCAAAAAAAUCAGGAGACAAUGCAUCUGCUAAUCCUUGGAGUAAAAAACCAUACAUAAAUCUGGAUUUCAAUGAAAAGGAGGUGAUAAUUUCUGAAGAUGGGAUUGCUGUAAAGUUAAUACAGGAAAUGGAAGAUAUAAAUUCUAAGAAAUUAUCUAAAUCAUUGGUUAUCAAAGUCUUUGGAAGAGAGUUACAUUCUUACAAGGUCGCAUGGGAGCUUAGAAAACAAUGGAACCAAUUUGGGCAAUUUCACUUUACCACAUUGGGUAAAGGAUGGUUUUUAUGCUCAUUUUCAUCAGUACAAAUGUCAGAAGAAGUCCUAGCAGGUGGUCCUUGGUUCGUUAAUGAGCAUAUAAUAGGUAUGGAAAAGUGGACACCUGAAUUUUCUACAAAUUCCAAUAAAGGACUUUCUUCGCCUAUUUGGAUUAGAAUGCAUCAAUUACCAUUACAAUGUUGGGAUGAGAAAAAUAUAGCAUGUAUUGCUUCAAUGAUUGGGAAACCCCUUAUGUUAGAUGGUAAUAUGUUUCAGUGGGGAAGAAGAGAAUUCGCAAGAGUAUGUGUAAGAAUCAGUCUGGAUAAACCUCUUCCACUAGGUGUUUGGGUGGACAGCAUUUCUGGAAGAUUCUUCCAACCGGUGAAAUAUGAAAAGGUCUCCAAUCUAUGCUAUGGUUGUGGGAAAAUUGGGCACAUGGAAAAUGAUUGUGAGCUGAAGGUUAAUAAUACUAAAGUCAUGAAGGUUACCUUUGACAGCACUAGCAAUAAUGAUAAAGGUAAAGUGCAAGAGGUGUUGAAAGAAAAAGAGAAUAAUUAUGGACCAUGGAUAAUGGUCAAUAAUAAGAAAAGGUGGAAGAACAAGCCAGGUAACAAGUUGAUUAACAAUCCUUCUACAAGAUAUAUGGAAAAAUCAAGGAAUCCUGAUGUCCCAAAGAUUCUAGAGGAGAAGACUAGUCUUAUAGAAGAAGAUAGCGAAGAAGGUGAACUUUCUGAAAAUGUAAGUAUUGCUGUUAAAAAUGUGCCUCAAGUUGAAUGGAAGAAAUCUAUUAAGAAUGAAAACAAAGUUGAUGAUAUUCAGAAUUCUGUAAUAGAUGGGAAAUUGAUUAAAUCAGCUCCUUUAGCUCAUAAACAGAAGUUAUCAAAAGAACUUAAACAUUUGGGGCCGGGGGCUAAUAAAAGGGAAGCCUCCCUCUACUUAAAUGAUUUUGUUAAAAGCUGGUAUGUUCUUUUUGUUGGAUUGGUGGAAACAAAAAUUUCUUCCUUUGAAAGGUAUGAAGUGAACAAAUGUUUAGGAGAUGAUUGGGAUUACUUUCUUCUUCCCUCAGUUGGUGCAUCUGGUGGAAUUAUGGUUUUUUGGAAAGCCAAUAUUGCAAAGUUUUCUUUGAUCAAAUCUUCUUCUCAAUGUGUGAUUAGGGAAUUAUGUCUCUUUAAUAACAGCAAAUGGUUGAUAUCUACUAUUUAUGGUAACAAAAAUGCAGUUCUAAGAAGAAAGCUAUGGGAAGAUCUUGAAGAAAACAACAGUACAAAUUUCCCUAUGAUAAUAGGAGGGGAUUUCAAUUGUAUUCUCUCUCAAGAAGAUAAGAGAGGUGGGAAGAAGUUCUCCUUUUAUCAAGGUCCCCAAGAGAUGGCAGCUUUUAUGGCAAGAAAUGACCUCCAUGAUGUGGGUAUCAUAGGUCCCAAAUUUACUUGGUGUAAUAACAAAAGUGGAAAUGCACGUAUUCUUGAGAGAUUAGAUGGGUGUCUUUUAAACUACAAGGCUCUUAACAUGAUUCAGAAUGCUGUGGUGAGACAUUUACCUAGAAUUGCCUUUGAUCAUUGUCCUUUAAUCAUAAGAAUCAUUCAGGAUAAAUUAUAUCAAAACAAGCAGAUUAAAUUUGAAGAAGUCUGGGCUUCUUUUCAAGCUGCCAAAGGUAUUGUCUUUAAAUCUUGGAACAAACUGGUCAAAGGGAAUGAGAUGGAUAUAAUUAAUGUUAAGUGCAAGAGGUCUUUAAAGGCUCUUUAUUACUGGAGUAGACAAAAGUUAAAAUGUUUUAAAGAUAGCAAUGAACGUUUGAAAACUGAAAUUGCUGAAAUUCAAUCAGAAGAAGCGAAUGAAAGUGGUUUGGAGCCAGAAAAACUCUUUCUGUUGAGAAAUAAAAUUCAUGAAUUCAACGUGAACUUAGCACGGUUAAGCACCUGGUGGAGGCAAAGGACUAAGCUAAAAUGUAUUCAAGAUAAUGAUACUAAUUCAAGAUUAUUCCAUUCAUUUGCAAAUGGUAGACGAAUGGGAAAUAUUAUACACCAAUUGAAAAAUGAUGCAGUUAUCAAAGAAAGCGGCUCUAACAUCUCUCCUGGAUUGGAUGGCACCACUUAUUCUUUCUUCAAACAUUACUGGUAUAUAACCGGUAAUAACGUUUGGAAAGCUAUUCAGCAAGCUUUUAUUACUGAACGUAUUUGCUCUAGCUGGAAAUAG
Messenger RNA from Dendrobium catenatum, 3081 nucleotides. RefSeq lists its product as uncharacterized. Lineage: Eukaryota; Viridiplantae; Streptophyta; Magnoliopsida; Asparagales; Orchidaceae. Gene Ontology annotation, molecular function: zinc ion binding; nucleic acid binding. The coding region runs from base 1 to 3081 and encodes 1026 amino acids. The record is from RefSeq and is a predicted model, not a curated record. The transcript is spliced from 5 exons.